AUUCCAGCGCAACCAUUAGAUUAAAGUCUGGAGAAGACUGGUCUAUUGAUUGCCCAGUGGAUAUUGGAAACCCCCCUGCAGUCAUCACGUUGUACAAAGGAAAUCAUGCCGAUUGCAAUAAAAUUGCCAUCAACUCGACUUUGAAGGUUCAGAAUGCUUCUUCAAGUGAAGAAGGACGGUAUACCUGUUUUGCGAAAAAUGCACUGGGAAAUACAACUAUCAGUUUGUUACUACUGGUUGUCAAACCAGCAUCGAGUACAGUUUCCACUCCAUUCCAAACAACUCCCGCAGAAAGCACAGAAGUUUACCUGACAGCGACAAUACAGGGGAACUGUAGCAGACGUUCAGAAGUCGCUGCAAAAUUUCCAGAAAUGGCUUGUCGAAUUGCCUUUCGGUUUGGCUGCUCAUCCGCUAACGCUGUAAACUCUAGGUGUGGCAGUGUUGUUCUCGACUUCAUGAUGAGGCUCAAUCAAAGUGUAGUCGUGAGUCAUCUGUUGACCCUCCUGUCGGAUACUGCAAGGCAAGACAAAUUCGGAGUUUUUAAAGUCGAUCCGGACUCAAUUAAACAAGUUUUUAUACCCAGAGACAGCUUGGGAAGCACAACAAAGGGUCCUGAGGAAUGUAACUGCCGAUCUAACAACGUCUUGUUUGCCAUAAUUGGGAUUCUUGCCUUCAUAAUCCUUCUUCUAGUGAUUUACAUAAUCUGGCUACACAGGAAAGGCGCUGUUGGGAAACAGAGGACUUAUGAAGAUGAAAGAGGUGUUUACGACAAUGAAUUACGAUUAGAAGAUAUCGAACCAAGUCAGCCCGAUUCAAGAAAACCUACACAACCUUCUGCAGAUUACAUGGAUCUCAGGGAGGCUAGCAGAGAUAACAGAAAAGCACCAAGUGCCGCUCCAGGUGUUGAUUACACGCCUCUUCAUCCAUUAACACGCUCCUGGGAAGUUCCAAGAGAUCACGUGACCAUAGAAAAGAUCAUUGGUAAAGGUUCUUUUGGUCAGGUUGCCAAAGGAACAGCAGUAGGACUUCGAGGGAGGCCUGAAACGACCACAGUGGCUAUUAAGAUGCUUAAACCUAACGCUGCUGAAUUAGACAAGAGAGAUUUGAUGAAAGAACUUGAAACAAUGACGCAGCUGAAACCACAUCCUUUCGUCAUUAAGCUUCUGGGUUGUGUUACGGAGUCUGAGCCACUGUUGGUUUUGAUUGAAUAUGUGGCUUUUGGGGAUCUGCUGGGUUACCUGAGAAAGAGCCGCGGAUUAAAGGACACAUACUACAAAGACCCAAAUAUCAAACCACAAACAAAUCUGACGUCACAGCAGCUAAUGAAGUUUGCCUGGCAAAUCGCAGAUGGAAUGAGUUAUUUGUCCUCAAAAUCUAUCAUCCACCGAGACCUCGCAGCGCGUAAUGUGUUGGUUGGACAAAAGGAAGCGUGCAAAGUGACAGACUUUGGAAUGGCCAGAGAUGUGCAGGAGGAAAAUAUUUAUGAACGAAAGACUAAGGGCCGUCUUCCCGUGAAGUGGACUGCUUAUGAGGCCUUGUUGUACGGAAAAUAUACCACCAAAAGUGACGUUUGGAGCUUUGGAGUUGUGCUUUACGAGAUUUUUACCAUAGGUGGUUCAACUUACCCAAAAAUGGAUGGAAGAAAAAUUGCAAACUUACUUCAGGAGGGAUACAGGAUGCCUAAACCACAACACGUAGAUGAAAAAUUGUAUCAGAUAAUGAUGAAAUGCUGGAAAAAUGACUCGGAAGCAAGACCAACAUUCACUGAAUUGAAAAAUCAGCUCAAGAACAUGGAAACCCAACAUAAGAGGCUAAUCAACAUGAGUAUGUACGACAAGCAAUUGUAUGCAAACGUCGAGGAUUUAACGGUGUAGUUUGAUGCACGUCCCCGGUGUAAGAUCGGCUAACGGUUUGAACAAUUUGCCGCAACAAGUUUCGGGGACUAAUCAUCUUUGCAUUGAACGAUUACGUUGUUCUUUUUAUAUUCUUAAACGGUGAACCGCUAUUAUAUUUUUUCAGUCGCUUUACCGAUAAAGUAUGCUCUCGUAUUUUUCGUUAACUUGUUCAGCACUUACACGUAUGCUUGACUUAAUUAAGCGUUUGUGAUCGGUUUAUUUCAAGCUAAAUUCCGAAAGGCAGGAAAGCGUUCUGACAUCAGAUGACGCGUUUUGAUAUCUUUGUACUGUAACCGUACCUUCCAAGAAAGAAUCGCAUUUACCAGAUUGAUCUCGCUCGGAAGCCCUUAGUUGUGUAAAUUUUUUAGUUAACUUUAAGGAACUGUUUUGCCGCGACACCCGCCUGUUUGGAGGAAAGCUAUAUUGCGCAUAUUAUUGCUUUCCAAAGCCUAUAUUUGUUUGUGAUACCCACUCGAAAUACUUUUACACUGAAAUUAUUAGAAGUAUUAGUAAAAUGAGCAGAAUUCUUUUUAAAACUAUAUUUGGCACGUUACUUCUGCACGAUAGUAUGUUAUUUGGCCAAAAAGCCCGGUGGUUUUAGCAUACCAGAUACUACUUAUCUUCUGGUCCUAGAUACGAGUUUAAGCCUUUUUUUCUAGGACACGAUGCUAAUUUGGUAUUUUUAUGAUAAAAUAGUUCGAAAAGUUAGGAGUUGACCCUGUCUGCAUGAUUACGCUAUACAGAAGUUCAAUACAUUUUUCACUUUAAAGACAUCAAUCUGGUGUAAGCAUAUUUCUUAAUUUCUUUGUCUCACUGAAGUUUCUGUAGAAAUGCGUAGUAGAGCUAUUUCCUUUUGUACUGAGAAAGCAUUCCUAUUGUGCGAUUUUAGAAACAAUGGCAUUCAGAUACUUAGAUAUGCAAAAUGGCAAUAUUAUGACUCAUACUGCGGCAUGGGUAUGAGACUUAGGGUCCAUCGUAGAACCGAAAACGUAAGAGUCGCAGGCCUUAUUUUCUACCCACUAGAUAAAUAGAGGAUAUUAGA
Messenger RNA from Stylophora pistillata, 2937 nucleotides. RefSeq names its product tyrosine kinase receptor Cad96Ca-like. Gene Ontology annotation, molecular function: ATP binding; transmembrane receptor protein tyrosine kinase activity. Lineage: Eukaryota; Metazoa; Cnidaria; Anthozoa; Scleractinia; Pocilloporidae. Gene Ontology annotation, biological process: protein phosphorylation; positive regulation of kinase activity; cell surface receptor protein tyrosine kinase signaling pathway. Gene Ontology annotation, cellular component: plasma membrane; signaling receptor complex. The record is from RefSeq and is a predicted model, not a curated record.